AUGUGGCUAUGUAUGGAGGUGCAGCGCAAGCUGGUGCCCCCGGUGCUGGACUGUGGUGUCUCGGCUGGCGACAAGUACUACGUCCACGGCCAGUCCACGCAGGCACAAGCGGACGCCACAUCCAUCAGCCACGGCAUGGUGGCGGCGACCGAGCUGGAUGCGCACAGCCACAUCCGCGGUGAUAUUGUUGCGGGUGCCGGUGAUUCAGGUGGCGGCUGCUUCUCGGUCGACACCGGCAAGCUUGUGGCCAUGGUGGUCGGGUCUGACACUCGUACAAACAAAGCCAUCCUGGUGCCCAGUGCAGUCAUAUGCAGCAUCCUGUCGGACCUGUCGGCGACCUUGGGGGCUGCAGGAGCAGCCACCUGA
Messenger RNA from Volvox carteri f. nagariensis, 366 nucleotides. RefSeq lists its product as uncharacterized. The transcript is spliced from 2 exons. Lineage: Eukaryota; Viridiplantae; Chlorophyta; Chlorophyceae; Chlamydomonadales; Volvocaceae. The coding region runs from base 1 to 366 and encodes 121 amino acids. The record is from RefSeq and is a predicted model, not a curated record.